AUGGAGCUCGCCAAGUUCAUGCUGCUGGCGCUGGCCGCGCUCGCCACACUCGCAUCGGACGCCCGUGCAGAUUCGUCUCUCUCCACAGGCGACCACGAAACGCAGCUGUCCGAGCGCUCCAGGAAGCUUCUGUGCUACAAGCCUCACUGCUGCGACCACUGGGACUACCACAAGUGCACGUGCUACAGCACGAAGUACGGCUGGAAGUAUUAUGACGGAAAGUGUUACGAGACCAAGAAGUGCCCGCACUGCUGCGAGGACUGCUACGAUGGCCACUGCAAGAAGGAGAAGUACGGGUGGUACAUAUCGGAUGGCAAGUGCUAUGAGUACUCGAAGUGCCCACACUGCUGCGGAAAGUGCGACUACAAGGAUCACUACACGCACUGCAAGUAA
Ostreobium quekettii is the source of this 393-nucleotide messenger RNA. The record is from the annotation of a GenBank genome assembly. Lineage: Eukaryota; Viridiplantae; Chlorophyta; Ulvophyceae; Bryopsidales; Ostreobiaceae.